GCAAAUUUGUAAUUUUAUUUGCAGCAAUAACAUUGCUUGAUGCUACAAAGCAGGAGUGCUUUAAAUCUUGUAAUGACAACGGAUUUUGUUACCUUGAAAAUGGAACUGAAAAAUGCAAUUGCCUGGAUCGCAUCUACGCUGGAGAGUCAUGUGAUGAUUUGGUUAACCACUGCGACGAGAAUCCAUGCAAGAACGGUGGCAAAUGCAUACCUGAAGCAGGCCAAUACAUUUGUUUGUGCGCGAAGAAUUUCUACGGUCAGAAUUGCACAUUUACAGAAAAACUUUUCGGUCAAAUCUACCUACAGUACAAUCAUAUCGCUCCUGUCAGUAGCAACGAUAAUCAUUUUCUGAUCAUAUUGACGGAUUUGGGCACCGUUAAGUCAAUGGUUGAAAUGGUCACUUCCGGAUAUGCCAUUGCUGGCGAUCUGAGUUUUCCAUCCGAUUCAGGAGAUUUUGUACAAACAAAUGACAUCAGAGCAAUAGCGACACAGUUUAACGUUUCUGUGUCACCGUCAAUUCCCACCGGCAAUGUUUUUUAUCAUGCAGGCAAAUACCGGAUGUCCACACCUGGCAUAGCCAUAGUCACACUCACAAUAACCGAUUUUUCUGGUUCGUCCUUGUUCUAUGGGUGGGAUUUUCAAUUUGGUAGCACGAAAAAUGUUGGAUGCAAUCCGAUAAUAGGAAUAAGAAACUGUGGAGGACCGCGUGAUUUUGUGUCUGUGAACGUAAAACAAUCAGUUUUUGUGGAGGCUACCAUUCAAAGGGACUGUGGCCGCGAUUCUAAUAUUGCAUACAGUUGGUCCAUCUCUAAUUAUUUUGACACAAAAACGUUGCAGUCUUUCAAUGUUGACAGUCGUUCACUGAAAGUACCACCUUUCAGUAUACUGACCAAUUACAACCGGGAAGACGUCUUCUCCAGACUUAAUGUAAUAAAACUGGUGACGUUGGAGAGGAGUGCCGAUGGAACACAAUCUGGCGAAGCAGUUAACAGAUGCUACAUAUUCAUCGUCAAGGACGACCCGAUUGCAAAAAUCGCUGGUGGUGAACGUCAAGAAUAUUCUAACACGCAACAAAUAUUGAUGGAUGCUUCAGACUCUGCGGAUAUGGCGGUGCAUCCGAGGCAAAAUCAAAAUUUGAUAUACUCGUGGCGGUGCAGCAGCAUCAACGAUGCAGACGACUAUUGCAAGAAUCUAAACGAAAUCGCACAAAGCUUCACCAUAAGGCCGAAUCGUUUGGUACUUGCUCGAACCUACAAUUUUACAUUGACUGUCACAUCCUUGAAUACAAACUCAUCUGACUCAGCUCAUCAACUCAUUACUGUCGUUGCGGAAACAUCCCAUCAGCUGCGAAUCAAGUGCAUUAGAAACUGCAGAAGUCAGAGAAUCAAUUCACAGAGUAUAUUUCACCUGAGAGCAAUAUGUCUUACAUGUGGCAGCGCAUCCGUAAAUUUUGCAUGGGAAAUACUUCCACCACCUCCGCAUCAAGAACUGACAUCAUCAAGACUAGUCAUUGAACCGAAAGUUUUGAGAUCUGGAGAAAGUUAUAAGUUUAAAGUUUCUGUUCGGGAUGGCAAAGGGUUUGCAACGGUUGAAAUGACUACACUGGAAAGUAUCAAUGAAAGAUGUACUGUAAGUCCAUCAGAAGGAAUCGAAUCUAUUACCAAGUUUAAUGUGACUUGUAGCAAAGCAGAACCAUGGGUGUUUUACGUACUCUAUCAAGGCGACACACAAUUACUCGUUUCUAAUAUUCCUCACUUCACAUCCACAUUGAAUGCAAAUGGCAAAGUACAAGUUAAAAUACAAAACACCGAUGGACAGCACAUUCGGCAAGAGCUGACUGUUAACAUCGUUGAGUCACCGAUACUGCAUUCAAUCGAGGAAAUUACCGACAUUUUUACAUCAAAAAAUGAUUCAAUCAACCUUCACCGUAUAAUCAAUGAAGAAACUCAAGGUGAUGCAAUUGUCUUCAUAAACAUGGUGGCUGACCGUCUCAGUAAACUCAAUAAUGUGACCGACACAGUUGAACGAAUAAUAGAGCUGAUGAAAGAACUUAGAAUCGAUAAUUUCGAAGACAUAGCGUCCAUUUCACAAACGAUGCUGAAACUGUUAUCACCCAUUCCAAUGAACCACAAACUAGCAUUGAGAUGUGCAACGAUACUGGAUAAAAUGUCAGCUACACUAAAGCGCUUCGAUGAAGAGAUGUCUAUAACUGGGUAUAUUGACACUAGCCGCGAUGUAUUGUCUGUGAUCAAUCAACUCAUCGAUCCGUUCGAGACUAUUCCGCCUGUACAGAAUAGGAAUCCGUUGAUCUCGCACGAAUAUCACACUGAGGACUACGAAUACUACGGAACAUUGGAUUUUGGAAUUUUCGAAAAAUUGGAAAAUUUGGAGACAGUCACGACAUCCGUUGAGAAUACCUUGAUUGGAAUGGCAACAAGUGCAGCUAUGUCAUUUCAGCCAAUGGAAAUGCUGGAAAAUAUAACAGCUGACGAUAUCCAAUUCGAAACGUUAGUGUUCGAUCAGGAGGUUGCCAGAAAUCAUGGUAAUAGCUUGAAAGUGAAUGGAACGUCCGCAUCGGUAACAGUGUCCGAGAAACUGUUAUCACAAUUCGACAGUGACUCCAGCAUUUCAUGUACGUUUUUUAACAAAAAUCCAAUGUGGUGGUUCUCUGAUGGAGGUGACAUCAACUCCGAUGUCGUUGGUGUAUCGAUUUAUAGGUCUGCCAGUGAUGUACAAGAAAAUGUUGAAGAAAUUACGAAGCUUCAGUCACCACUGCAAAUAUCAAUGGAAAUCAAGAACAAACUACCACCACAACAAAAUGAAACAUUUGACCCGACCAAUAAUAUGCGUACAUUCAAAGUAAAAUGCCCAAUUAACGGCAUACUUUCCUUGAACUUUACGCGACUCAGCGGAGCUGCAUCGAUGAACAUUUAUUUUACGAAUCAUCCGAUGACUUCUAUCGAAAUCUCAAGCGUAAGUCCAGCAAUGACCAUCAAUGAAACGAAUCAGGAAGCCGUUCGGAACUUGUAUAAAUUCGAAUGUCCGAUGGCAAGUGAGUCAUUAGUCUUUAUGUCGAUCGUUUCCAGCGCACCGAUAAAUGAAACAUCCGGUCACGUUGAACUUUCAUUCGAAUUGAAUUCGAUUCAAUGUCUUCACUGGGAAACUGGCUCCAAUACCUGGCAAUCCGAUGGAUGUUUAGUCGAUUUGGAACUGAGUUCUGGCGACCGAAUUGAUUGUAAAUGCAGCCACUUAUCAUUAUUCGCUGUAAGGCAUCAAAAAUCCGAUUAUUGUGGUGUGUCUCCCGACUCAUCACUAUUUCCCAUGAAAAGUGUCGUUUGGAUUUGUCUUUUAUUCCUCUUGAUGUCGCUCGUGACGAUAACACUGUGGGCAUGGAGACGUGAAAAACUGGACAAAAAUAAUCAGAAAUGGAUCUAUCUAGAGAGCGAGCAUACAGCCAAGCGUCCUCAUAGUUACGCCGUAACAGUUAUUACCGGAUGUAGACAAAACGCCAACACAACGUCUCAUGUAGCUAUUAAAAUCCAUGGCAGUGAGCACACAUCACAGAUCAUCCCACUAUUUGCUAGAGGUGUACAGCUGUUCCAACGAGGUAGUAUCAACAAUUUCAUCAUCACAAUGAACAAAAGCUUUGGCCGAAUCCGAAACAUCACACUGUGCGUCGAUUAUCAUGGACCAUGUCCAUCAUGGUAUUGCGAAGCCGUUAUCAUUCGUGAUCGGCUACGAAACGAAGAAUGGAAUUUCGAUGUGAAACAUUGGCUACCAAGAGAAACUGGCGAUAAAGCGUUUACUGUUUCGAUAGUUGCUCUAGCCGAAAAGGAAUAUUUCGAUCGGAAACGCUUAUUCGGACUUCAUUGGGCAGAUAUACUACAGAGUAGUUACUCACUGUUCGGCGCUUGUAUGUGGCGUUCCGACGGACGACUGUCUAGAGUGGAGAAAGUGUAUAUUGCGUUUGCUUCAAUUGAAAUGGGAUUGAUGGCCAAUGUAGUGUUCUUCAGUUACAACCAAGACGACAGUCGGUUCGUCCUAAAUGUAUCAUUGUCUGUGAUCGUUGGAGUUUGCACAACCUGUGCAUUCCGAAUUCUUUUGAUAUAUUUGUUGCUAAGGUCAAGUUUGGUGAAGAAAAAUCGCCAGUGGAGGAUGAUGUUUCGAUCGGAGUCUGUGUGAAAUCUAAGAAAAAACCAUUUCCGGCCAAAUCUUAUCGAUGAAAAUAAA
Molecule: messenger RNA, 4229 nt
Organism: Bradysia coprophila
Lineage: Eukaryota; Metazoa; Arthropoda; Insecta; Diptera; Sciaridae
Product: polycystin-1-like
Biological process (GO): calcium ion transport
Cellular component (GO): plasma membrane
Molecular function (GO): monoatomic cation channel activity; calcium ion binding; protein binding
Source: RefSeq, a predicted model, not a curated record